This is a messenger RNA of Penicillium argentinense, 708 nucleotides long. RefSeq names its product bZIP transcription factor. The transcript has a single exon. Bases 1 to 708 code for a protein of 235 amino acids. The record is from RefSeq and is a predicted model, not a curated record. NCBI's taxonomy places the organism in Eukaryota, Fungi, Ascomycota, Eurotiomycetes, Eurotiales, Aspergillaceae. Gene Ontology annotation, molecular function: RNA polymerase II cis-regulatory region sequence-specific DNA binding; DNA-binding transcription factor activity, RNA polymerase II-specific. Gene Ontology annotation, biological process: regulation of transcription by RNA polymerase II.
AUGACUGCACUGAUGGAGCCUUCAAUGGCGAGUGCUCCAUUUUUGGAAGCGCCAUUGGACCCGACGCCAAUAUUGAAGAACCCUGCACCACAAUAUUUGAAUCCCUUCGACGUUUCACGGAGCGGUCACUAUUCAUCAAUCCCAAAAUUCCAAGAAGAAAAAUCACGAAUCGAGACAAAUCUACGACCGACUCGCUCGUAUAAGCCUCAAAAACAACCCUGCAGAAGACCCUCCAAGUCAACAGCCUAUAUCUCACGCGAAAACCUGAGUCCCGACCGAGUGAAGCACCUCGAACGGAACCGUGCUGCAGCGAACAAAUGUCGUCUGAAGAAAAAGCAAGAGCACAAAGAAAUCCAAAACCAUCUUGAUGCUGAGACCGCUAAGCGGAAAACAUUGCUGGCGGAAAUCGGCGUGCUGAAAGAAGAGGUCUGGCAGCUCAAAAAUCAGAUGCUGCAACAUGCUGCAAGCUGCGACGAUCAAGAUAUCUACCAACAGCUGGCACAAAUGACGCGGAGUAAGAGUGUUACGAGUCAAGCUGCAAUCCACUGCCCAUCACCGUCGUUUUCGGUUAGCACAAUGUCUGAUGGAUCGAUGGAGAGCGAAGGAAGUCGGAACGAGCCGAGCUCGUUUACAAACCCCCCAUUCAUCGCACCUCCAGAAAACUCUGAGAACCUAAUUGAUAGCUUUAUCAACUUUCCUAACGUCUGA